AAUAUCUAGACACACUCUUCGCCAGCUGAUUUCUAACAGUGCGGACGUGUACAUUAAUUUUAAUCGCUGGCGUGCUUUAUUUUCCCCAUCGGAUAAUUUCAACUCGCUCUUAUUACGGUAUAGGAAUUGCAAAGAAAAAUGGCAACCGUUGAGGAACUGAAGCUGCGAAUCCGUGAGUUAGAAAACGAACUAAUUAAAUCCAAACAGAAGCAAAGUGAUGCUGAACAUCACCUCAGACCAAAAAUUGAUAAAAUGAGUGCUGAAGUCGUAGACUCGAACCCAUAUAGUCGUCUAAUGGCACUCAAAAGGAUGGGCAUAGUUCAAGACUACGAGAAAAUCCGCUCGUAUGCUGUGGCAGUGGUGGGAGUUGGAGGAGUGGGGAGUGUCACUGCAGAAAUGCUCACCAGAUGUGGCAUUGGUAAGUUGCUGCUGUUCGACUAUGAUAAGGUGGAGUUGGCCAACAUGAACCGGCUCUUCUUCCAGCCACACCAGGCAGGGCUCAGUAAAGUUGAGGCUGCAGAACACACUCUUAGGAACAUUAAUCCAGAUGUUGCUUUUGAGACCCACAAUUACAACAUCACCACGAUGGACAACUUCACGCAUUUCAUGGACCGCAUUAGCCAUGGAGGACUUGAGGAGGGGAAGCCUGUGGAUUUGGUCCUCAGUUGUGUUGACAACUUCGAGGCUCGGAUGGCUAUUAAUACUGCAUGUAAUGAGCUGGGUCGGAUCUGGAUGGAGUCAGGCGUCAGUGAGAAUGCCGUUUCUGGACACAUCCAGCUCAUCGUCCCUGGAGAAACUGCUUGUUUCGCUUGUGCACCUCCUCUCGUAGUGGCUGCAAAUAUCGACGAGAAGACACUGAAGAGAGAUGGGGUUUGUGCUGCCAGUCUGCCCACCACAAUGGGAGUAGUCGCUGGGCUCCUUGUGCAGAAUGUCCUGAAGUAUUUGCUGGGGUUUGGGACCGUGAGUUAUUACCUGGGCUACAAUGCCAUGCAGGAUUUCUUCCCAAGCAUGACAAUGAAGGCCAACCCACAGUGUGACGACAGACACUGCAGACGACAGCAGGACGAGUACAAGAAAAAAGAAGCAGAGCGACCAAAGCAGGAAGUAUUACAGGAAGAAGAGGAAGUGGUGCACGAGGACAAUGAAUGGGGCAUUGAGCUGGUGUCUGAGGUGUCAGAGGCAGAGCUUCAGGACGCAUCAGGACCGGUACCAGAUCUGCCCGAGGGCAUUACCGUAGCCUACACCAUACCUGAGAAAGAUGGAGCAUCAGGGAGACGGUGGAGAAACGGAUCAGAGUUUAGAAGAGCUAAUGGCUCAGAUGAGAAAGAUGUAAGGAACAACAAACAAAAGGAAAAUGACGUCCUUGAACUCAGAAGAAACUAA
This is a messenger RNA of Puntigrus tetrazona (Sumatra barb), 1383 nucleotides long. RefSeq names its product ubiquitin-like modifier-activating enzyme 5. The transcript has 12 exons. Lineage: Eukaryota; Metazoa; Chordata; Actinopteri; Cypriniformes; Cyprinidae. Gene Ontology annotation, molecular function: UFM1 activating enzyme activity. The record is from RefSeq and is a predicted model, not a curated record. Gene Ontology annotation, biological process: protein ufmylation. Bases 139 to 1383 code for a protein of 414 amino acids. Gene Ontology annotation, cellular component: cytosol; cytoplasm.